GGUUCCGUUUCACCUCGGUGCGGGGCGACAAGGUCGACAUCCUCUACAACAACAUCAAGCACGCCGGGGGCCGGUUCCGUUUCACCUCGGUGCGGGGCGACAAGGUCGACAUCCUCUACAACAACAUCAAGCACGCCGUGUUCCAGCCCUGCGACGGCGAGAUGAUCAUCGUGCUGCACUUCCACCUCAAGAACGCCAUCAUGUUCGGCAAGAAGCGGCACACGGACGUGCAGUUCUACACCGAGGUGGGCGAAAUCACCACGGAUUUGGGCAAGCACCAGCACAUGCACGACCGCGACGACCUCUACGCCGAGCAGGUCAGAUCGGGGCCAAUUCCGGCAAUUUUGGGGCACUCCCGACGCUUUCGGGGCAUUCCCAGAAUUUUUGGCUCAAUCCCAGCGGUUUUGGGGUGGGUUUUUCACUUUUUUUUUGGGAUUUUUUGGCGUUUUUUUCAAUUUUUUCGUGGUUUUUGGCGG
Pyrgilauda ruficollis (rufous-necked snowfinch) is the source of this 476-nucleotide messenger RNA. Its product is annotated as FACT complex subunit SPT16-like. The record is from RefSeq and is a predicted model, not a curated record. Gene Ontology annotation, molecular function: nucleosome binding. NCBI's taxonomy places the organism in Eukaryota, Metazoa, Chordata, Aves, Passeriformes, Passeridae. The transcript has 3 exons. Gene Ontology annotation, biological process: positive regulation of transcription elongation by RNA polymerase II; transcription elongation by RNA polymerase II. The annotation marks the transcript as partial. Gene Ontology annotation, cellular component: FACT complex.